AAUUGCGGGAUCUAUUAGUCGUCGGUUGAUUUUCUACACAGACGGAUCAACAGAUUGUUUCCUCUCAUUCCAAUUAUGUCAAUUAAUAUUCCGAAUAUUACGUUUUACAAUGGAAAUAAAAUUCCCAGUUUUGGACUCGGAACGUGGAAGUCAAAACCCGGUGAGGUAAUUCAAGCUGUUAAGGAUGCCAUUGAUGUAGGCUACAAGCACAUCGAUUGUGCCCAUGUCUACGGAAAUGAGAGGGAAGUGGGUGCAGCAUUAAAAGCGAAAAUUGAUGAAGGAGUAGUUAAACGUGAAGAUCUAUUCAUUACCAGUAAAUUAUGGAACACUUAUCACACGACUGAUCUAGUUGAGCACGCCAUAAACCAGACAUUGGAAAAUCUGGGACUUGACUAUUUGGACCUCUACUUGAUCCACUGGCCAAUGGCCUACGCAGAGGGCGAUGAGUUAUUCCCAAAUAACGCCGAUGGCACUCCUAUUUUGACUAAUACCGAUUAUCUCGACACUUGGAAGGGUAUGGAGGAUGUCCUGAAGAAGGGAUUGACGAAGAAUAUCGGUGUUAGCAAUUUUAAUUCCGAGCAAAUCGAUCGAUUGAUUAAGAAUUGCCAAGUAAAACCCGUCGCCAAUCAGAUCGAAUGUCAUCCCUAUUUGACGCAAAAAUCACUCACGGAAUUCUGUAAAUCAAGGGACAUCGUUAUCACUGCCUACAGUCCCUUGGGAUCUCCAGAUAGGCCAUGGGCUAAACCAGAGGAUCCCAAGUUACUGGAAGAUAAAAAACUUUUGGAUCUCGAGGAAAAAUAUAAUAAAACUGGAGCCCAGAUUCUCAUCCGGUACCAGUUGGAUCGGGGACAUGUCGUGAUACCGAAAUCUGUGACUAAAUCUCGGAUUAUUCAGAACAGUCAGGUCUUUGAUUUCACGCUCGAUAAGGAUGAUAUCGAGUACAUUGAUAGGUUCGAUGUUGGCGGUCGCAUUUGUCCCAUGAAUGGGUGUGAGCCAAGUCCAUAUUAUCCAUUCCAUAUUCCAUUUUGAAUUCGAAAGAUAAACCCUUGGCUGCCGGUGAUGAUAUUAAAUUUAAUUAACAUUUGUCAAUUUCCCCUCUUAAUUAUUCAGAUGGAGAUUAUACCGUCUAUCUGAAUAAAUUUUUAUUUUAUCUUCGGAAUUUCCAAUAUGAUAAAUUAUUGAAAAUGUUAACCAAAAUAUCAUGACGUGCAUAUAAUCAACGAUUAUUAUGAUAAUGAAAAUAAUUAAUUUUUUUUCCAUUUAUUGAAAAGAAAUUUCUCAAAUUAUCGGUUGAUUCACAUGAUUUUUAUGUGGCUCAAAGGGAUUUAAUGGAUUCUCUAAUUAAAUAUCUCAGUGGCAGUAGUAAUUGAGAUUUAAUUUAAUUUUUCAGUUUAAAGAUAAAUAAAUAUGCCAUACAACACUCGUGCCUGCAGCCUGUCAUGGAAUUUUAUUCCUCUGGUUUUUUAUUCUCCUAUAAAAUUUUUAACAAGUUUAGGUUUUGCGGUUUAUCGAUUGACGCAACGAUUAGACAUGGAGUUGAGAAUGUUAUUGGACAGAUAUUGAAUUUUUUACGAGCUCUCCAUAUGUAUCCAAAUGUCUGCAAUUGCGACUUUAGUUUACCUGUGAAUUACCACCGAUUGAAUGGACAUUAUUUACGUGAUUAUUGUUCUGAGAAUAAAUCACAACAAAGUCGUCUCGAGUUACAUUCAAUAACGAGAGCUCUGUUCCAUUUUAUGCAUCGGGGCCACAUGACGUAAGUCCGGGAUUCAUUCAAUCCCAAAGUUUUAUUGAUUUCGUUAUAUUUUAUUACAGAAUAUCCCCAUUAUUUAUUCAAAUAAGAAUUAAAAUAAUAGAAAUAUUCCAUAAAUUCCUGAAAUCCCAGAAAUUUGAAUGGAAAUUUGUGAAUUAUUUUUUCAUUUAAUUCUGUCAUGUGACAGAAUAACUGGAGAUGUAAUAACUCAAAGGAAUAAUUGAUAACAAUAGAUAAUAAACCAGAGAGGAAUGAGAAA
Molecule: messenger RNA, 2009 nt
Organism: Fopius arisanus
Lineage: Eukaryota; Metazoa; Arthropoda; Insecta; Hymenoptera; Braconidae
Product: aldose reductase
Exons: 5
Coding region: 76-1029 (317 amino acids)
Cellular component (GO): cytosol
Molecular function (GO): aldose reductase (NADPH) activity
Source: RefSeq, a predicted model, not a curated record